GAACAGCUUAAGUCACUAGCUGUUGAUCACAUCAUGGGUGACAUGGAAGAGGGUGCAAAUGUUCAAAGGCCACCACUGCUACGUGGACCUAAUUACAAUUUUUGGAAAGGCAGAAUGAGGGCUUUCCUUAAAUCACUUGGAGGUGGUGUCUGGAGGAGCGUGGAGGCAGGUUGGACGGAGCCACGAAAAUACUCAGAAGAUCUGACCUCAUCAACUAUUAAGCCAUUUGAAGAAUACAGCAUAACAGAAGCGAUUGCAGCAGAAUUCAAUGACAAAGCCCUGAAUGCAAUUUUCGGAGCAGUUGACUCUACCCAGUACAAACUCAUCUCAAACUGUGACAAUGCCAAAGAAGCUUGGGAUAUUCUCGAGGUUGCUCAUGAAGGAGAUGAGGAAGUAAAAACAGCCAAGUAUCAAAUUCUCAUGACACAAUACGAGAAUCUGCGCAUGGAUGAUAAAGAGAAAAUUACAGAAUUUCAUGGUAGAGUGAGAGACAUUGCAAAUCAGGCUGCACGUCUAAAUGAACCCAUCCCUGAAAACAAACUAGUACUCAAGGUAUUACGAUCAUUGCCAAAAGAAUAUGACAUGGACGUUAAGGCGAUCAGAAGAUCUCACAACAUCAAAACCAUGACUCUUGAUGCACUUAUGGGAAUACUGAAGUCAAUUGAGCUUGACAUGAUGGAAGACAGUAAGCGACGGAAGCCAGACAAACAAAUUGCAUUCUCUAGCACUGAGGCAGAAGAUGACAGUGAAAAUGAUCUGUCACUGGAUGAAGACUUUCGGGAACAGCUAUCACUCUUCACACGGCAGUUCAAAAAACAAUGGAUGCAGAAGAAAGGAAAUCAACGAAUGGAAGGAACAUCAAAGGGACUUAUUCAGAGAGACAUCAGGCCCAGAGAAGUGAAAUACCCCGACAGUGUUACUUCUGUGAAGAAAAAGGGACCACAAUGCUUUGAAUGUGGUGGAUAUGGACACAUUCAAUCUGAAUGCGCAAACAAUUUGAAGAAAAAGAGACAGGCAUUUACAGCGACCUGGAGUGAAGAAGAAAUAGAUGAACAUAGUGAUCAUGGUGAGUACAAUUGUGCCUUCAUUGCCUGUGAAAACUCAGAUUUGGAAGACAGUCUUGCCGAACAACUUGAAGAUUUACAAGAGAAGUGGGCAGAACUGCUGAUGGUGAACAAACGAAAUGUGGCAGACAAAAACAGAUUACUCUCUGAGAUGGAUGCACUUAAGCAGAAGAUUGAAGAAUCAAAGCACAAGAUUAACAAACUGGAAGGAGAAAACUCAAACUUGCGCUAUGAAAUCGAUCAACUAAAGUCCUAUCAGAAAUGGAUUAAGGUAGCAGGGGCCGAUGUGCUAGAUCAUCAUUCACUUAUGGAAAAGCCUCCAGGAGACAUGACAUGUAUCGGAUUCACUAAUAUAGGAAGCACCUCAAAAUCUCAAGAGAUCAAGUUUGUCAAAGCACUUGAGGAAGCACCUCCGCACCUCCUGAAUAUCAAGUCAAGAGAAGUCUUCUGAAUAGCACUCGUAACGAUCACCACACCUCCUACAGAUGUUACAGAUGCAGAGAAUGGGGACAUGUAAAACGUCAGUGCAUCAAGAAAUGGAGUAAGCAGGU
Molecule: messenger RNA, 1615 nt
Organism: Cuscuta campestris
Lineage: Eukaryota; Viridiplantae; Streptophyta; Magnoliopsida; Solanales; Convolvulaceae
Source: the annotation of a GenBank genome assembly